Molecule: messenger RNA, 1536 nt
Organism: Gloeophyllum trabeum ATCC 11539
Lineage: Eukaryota; Fungi; Basidiomycota; Agaricomycetes; Gloeophyllales; Gloeophyllaceae
Exons: 1
Coding region: 1-1536 (511 amino acids)
Source: RefSeq, a predicted model, not a curated record
AUGCAGCUUCUCCCUCCCAGCCGGAAGAGCCCCCCGCCCCCUUCUCCCGUCGACGGCCUCCCCGCCGAGCUCCUGACCCAGAUAUUCCUCUUCGGCCACCGCGACGAUGACGCCGUCAAGGAGAACGGCAUGGUGCUCAAGUCGGGCCCCGACUUUGAGGUCCUGGUCUCGCACGUCUGCCAUCGAUGGCGCGAGGUCGCCACGCGCACCCCCUUCCUCUGGACGCGCCUUCGCUUCCGACUCGUAUCGCAUCUUACCCGGGGCCAGCUCUACAUCGAGCGCUCGCGCAAUCAGCUGCUGGACAUCCUCGUGGACACCGCGACGGAGGACAGGCAUGUCCCGGGCAUCACGAUCUUCAAGGACGAGUUCAAUCCCGUGUUCGACGUGAUCGCGCCGCAAGUGCACCGGUGGCGCUCGUUUGUGCUCAAGGUCCGUAGUACUUCCUGCAAAGCCGGCGCGCGGGCUCGUCUAUCCACUUGCGGGCCUGCCCCGAAUCUCGAGACUUUGGAGCUCUACCAUUAUCAGGACUGGGGCAACGGUCAGAACCUCUACUUGUCGACAUCCAAGCGGCCCGUGUGCAUCUUCGAGGCCUUCCUCCCGAAAAUACGCAACAUCUCCUUGAUCGGCGUCAACCUGGUCUGGGACGAGUGCCCGUUCUUCUCCAACCUAAAGUCCCUGGAAUUCGCCCUGCACAUUGAGAGCGUCCGCCCGACCUACCCGCAGUGGGAGCGCAUGCUGCGCGCCAGCCCCGAGCUCGAAAAGCUCGGGCUGCACUACUCCGGCCCGCAAGUCGACUCGGCGUGGAGCUGCGAGCCCAUCGUGCUCGAGCGCCUCGAAGACCUCGCCCUGACGUACCUCGACUCCGACUACCUCUGCCGCCUCCUCCGCCCGCUGCGCAUGCCGCGCCUGCGCCUGCUGCGCCUCGACGCCGAGGAGGACCAGUCGUCGUUCAUCGAGUUCAUCAGCGACCCCGCGACGGCGCUCCUCAGGUCCCUGCAGUGCAUCCACAUCUCCGCGCUCGAGUGCCCCGCGGGCAUGUGGCGCAAGCUCCUGCUGGCCAUCCCGCAGAUCACCGGGCUCGAAGUCAAUUUUGGGCGCGUGCCGGAGCAGUUCUUCCAGGAGCUCUUCAGGGUCGACUACGAGACCGAGCCCGAGCCCGAAGCUAGGGGCAAAGACAAAGACAAAGACGAAACCACACCUCCGCCCGCCGCGACGCCCGCGCCCCCCACAGACACCCCCGCGCUGCGCCCGCGCGUGCUCCUCCCGAACCUCAAGAUCCUAAAGUCGACGGGCCUGACGGGCGCGGACAUCGCGCGCUUCAUCGCGUUCCGCAGGUCCGUCGGGCGCCCCGUGCGCAAGUUCCUCGUGUGGCGCAAGGACGUCGAUGCGGACACGGAGCGCAUCCGCGCCGGAGAUGCGGACCUGCAGUACUUCCGCUUCGAGAUGGAUGUGUUCGGGCACGUCGACGAGGACUCGGACGAGGAGUACGCGGACGACGACGACGGGGAGGACGAGUCAACCCUGGAAGAUGAGUAA